AUGGGUCUCGAAGACCUUGCCUUGAACCGUCAGAAGCCCAUACUUGUGCAAUCCCUUUCUACGCGUCAACCACUUUCAAGUGACUUGGGAUCAAAGAAAACGGAGACGCGGUUCUGGUGGCCACGUUUUGGCUUUCAUAAACGACCGUCUUGUCUCUGAGGUUCAAGUUAACCUUGCAUGGAAUAUCUCAACUCACGCAUUCUAGCACGACGAUAUAAACAACAUCUCGUAAGACACCUGUACUUCCAGAACCGACGCCGAGGGCGGUUCACCAGCCCAUUGAAACUCCAGCCAGUUCAUGCUCUGCGUUGACGCUGUCCUAUCACGUAACACAUGUUUCACGUUCAACAUACAUUGUAGUCCGACACAGUGUCGCCAAUCGUUCACUUCAACAACAAAAUCCGACGUAUUCAACUUUUACAUGAUCUUGCAAACCUCUCGAGCCUUCUAUUCAACCUCGAAACCUUCACUCUCCCUGUGAACUUGAUGACAUGGCAGUCGGGCCUGUUCUCCAAAGCAUCCACGUCAUACUUGGGGGGACGCCGUCCAACGUCUGCCGGGGGUGAGAG
Molecule: messenger RNA, 569 nt
Organism: Laccaria bicolor S238N-H82
Lineage: Eukaryota; Fungi; Basidiomycota; Agaricomycetes; Agaricales; Hydnangiaceae
Exons: 3
Coding region: 1-159 (52 amino acids)
Source: RefSeq, a predicted model, not a curated record